Molecule: messenger RNA, 630 nt
Organism: Racocetra persica
Lineage: Eukaryota; Fungi; Glomeromycota; Glomeromycetes; Diversisporales; Gigasporaceae
Source: the annotation of a GenBank genome assembly
AUGCGAGACUGUCGCGAAUACUUAAAUCGAAAGGCGAAAGAAAGAUAUCGCAAAAUUAUUAAUCUAGCAUUCGCUACCCCACAGAUUUUAAUAUUUAACCAAAAAAAUACUGAGGAGGAAGAAGAAUUUUUCUCCUAUUCUUCCCUAGGUCUACAACAUUUUUUGGCGAUUUCGGCUCGCAAAAAUGCCGACUUGGAUAAAUUGAGCCAAAAAAUAAUUGCCCUUUUGCCGGACUCGGUUGAUGAAAAAACUGACCACCAAGAUAAAGAACUAAAAUUAUUAAUUUUUGGUCCGCCCAAUUCGGGCAAAUCCACCCUCAUGAAUUAUUUACUACAAGAAAACCGCUCCCUGGCUACUCCAAUUGCUGGCACUACCCAAGAGCCGGUGAUUAAAAAAAAAGAGCAAGAAGCCGCUAGUGAAAGACGAAAAAAAAUUUUGACAGAACCAAAAAAGGAGUUAGAAAAAGAAUUAAGAAAUCGCUUAAAAUCACUAAGUUAUGUGCCGAUAAUUUUUCUUUCGGCUUUACAGGGGACGGGAAUGAAAGCGCUGCUUAAAGUCCUUAAAGAAAUGCUGACCCAAGCCCAAAAAAAAGUUUCCAAAAAAGAAUUAGCGGAAAUAGUGGAAAAAAUG